Molecule: messenger RNA, 2544 nt
Organism: Mesocestoides corti
Lineage: Eukaryota; Metazoa; Platyhelminthes; Cestoda; Cyclophyllidea; Mesocestoididae
Source: the annotation of a GenBank genome assembly
AUGGUAGCUAACGGAUUCCCUUCAUCGUUCUUUCCUGGCCCGCGACCAACAAAGGACUAUUUUGAGCCACAAAUGGAGGCCAACCAGGUCCCCUCCGCUGCCGAGCAGUCUUCCUCCUACCGACUGCAUCUUAGAAAUGGAACUGGAGGGCAAAUGGUACCAGCCGUACCUACCCUUGUACUUGAAAAUCUAUCCUCUUUCCUGCAAAAUUGUCGUGAGACCCCAGUAACCAACCAACAGCAGCAAUCUCUGCAACCACCCAAUCAUUCCCUCUAUCCUCGUCCCCCGUCGUCAAAACCGCAAAUCGAGUGGGUGUAUUCACAGCACAAUUUCUCUGGUCGCUCCCCUGAGUUACUACGAAUGAAAGCUAGGGACUUAAUUCAACAGGGGAAGUGUGACAGUAACGUUGCUUACUGUGUGGAUCAACCCUCGAUGCUAGUUCGUAUUGAAUGCCUCAAACCAGGUUGUAAGUGUGUUCUUAAGCAAGAGCCAGCCUUGGCACUGAAAAUAGUCUGUGGAGUCAGUUUGGUGAAGGGUUGUUGGUCCACUCUCCAGUCCAAUCUUCAUUCUCACCAACGUUCUACGAAAUGGGGCUCAAUUUCAUCAGCCUUCGAGCGUCUUCAGCCCAACAGUCCUUCAACGACAUCCCAGUCUUUCCAGUGUCAAAAUCCUUCAGAGCAGCUGCCUACAUCUAACAAUCAGUCCGGUGAACCAAUUCCCCUAAUCUUUACGUCCUGUUCUCCCUUCUGGUUCGAAAUUCUACGACAGCAAAACGAGAAUUUCCUAAUGCCAAGCAUCCCAACCUGGAACUCUGGAAAAACAUUGUGGAAGGCUCGGCCACCGAUGUUUCUCCUUCGAAAACAAACUAAGUGUGUCCUCUCUGUGUCGUCUUCCUCUUCUUCCGGGUUUCGAGGUCCCGUGACUCUUGACCUCGAUAAUGUGGUUAAUCUACACCCAGGCACCGUCCUGAGAUUGCUUGACUGCAAGCCCUGCCGAUUGGUUUCGAAAAAUAACCCUCAAUGCCCCCCCAGCGCUUCUCUUCUCCAGUGUGAAGUUGUUGGUAGUAAGUCGCUGAUGAAGUAUGCCGCGUUAGCGAAUAACCUACCGCCCGAUGAUGCGCUCUAUUGGUUUGCUAGUGGCUCUCGCCUAGUCUAUCUCCCCUUGGAUGACAAGAGUGUUUCAUUUUCCCCCAUCGCUCAACCACCGCCGAAUUCUCGAGAGAAUAAGCACCCAGGAUGGGCCCAUUCAGGCGCUCAUUCGGUGCUCUCUCUCCUGUCGCACUUCCCUCUUCCUAUCACUGUUCGACCUGUUAUGGAACACAGUUUGGCUAACUGGUUGACUUCCUCUUCCCCAGGUAUACGUGACGGCAGCUCAGGCCUUCAACUAACCUCUUGUCACCACGGCGAUCUUGUCUUCCUCGAGCCGAUCGCAGAUUGUGGUCCCGCAGCCGUGGCCAAUAGCAACACAAGUGCGGCUGGUGGAAGUUCCCGUUUCUUUGUUGUCACCGCGGAAAUGCUUUCCCAACACCGGUUCAUUCUUGCCACUCCACAGUCCUCCCAGUUUUACGCAAGAGAGCUGAAGACGCACGCUUCGCGCGUAGCCCAUUUUCUGGCGGCUUUUCACCCAGCGUGCGGGCUGAACUACCUCCUUAAGUACCUGGAAGACGUCACUCAUUGUUCUUCGUUCGGACCCCCUCACCGUCCCUUGACCGAGACCCUUGGGCCAUUAGGUGGUGAGGGCACAGUGGCCUCUCACACGGCAGUUGGAAGUAUCGCGGCCUCAAUGGCGCUUCACCUCGACAACGGCGAUGGGAGUCGGUCGCCUGAUUUACACGCAUUGUACGAUGACCUCGACGACAUAUACCAGUACGUGAGAACAGGUCGUUUCCCGGCCAAACAGAGGGGCCUAACUCCAUCUACUGGGAUGUUGCGAAGUUGUUCCGCAACUCCAGGCCCGGCAAACAGCUCUUCUUGUGCUACUCCAGCCCCACGCACGAGGAGCCGCCAGGAUUACACAAUUCCCUACCUUUUUUUCUCGCCAGAGUCGAGCUUUCAUGCCAAUAACGCAACUUCCAAUCAGCAGCCACCCCCGCCCCCUAGGAGACAAAUUGCCAACCCCACUCAUGCGUAUGAGUACCCCAGUCCGAGCAGAUAUCUGCUGAAAACCGACCACUUCCCGCAACAACUUCCGCUCAGCUCGCCCAAUAAACGCAGACAAGCGUACGUAGAUUGCGGGCGCUUCCGGUCAGUGGAGCAGCAAUUCUGUGUUCCCCCACCGCCUCCUUCUUACUCAAUCCUUAAUUUUGCUGCCGUUAACGAGCGGACCAAUAGCUCCCCGGACACCGGUUUGGGCGGAGAUAGCGGACAGAGCGGGAGUUUGCUCGUCCCCACCGCAACCACUUCAAUAGUGCGCUCCUCGUGCCACCAGCUGAUCAAUUUUUGCGAGAACGGAGUCGCAGGUGAGAGUGACGUAUUGAAAUCCCCACAUCUCGUGUACCCGCAUCUGCGUCGCUUAACGGUAAACCUGAACAAGCGUAUUCUAUGA